AUGGAGUCAAUCAAUGUGAUAAUCGAUGAUAAAGAAAUUAAGGCAUCUAGCAAGGGGGAGGAAAUUCAGCCCAUUCCUACAGAGCUGCCUAUUCCUUCAGCUAACAUGAUCAAGCCUUCUACUUCACCUCAAGAAACCCUAGGUAUGUCUCUAGCUGCUGAAUCUCUUCCUAUUCAUACAACUUCUAAUACUACUGUCAGUGCUUCUGAAGAUGAGGAUAUUCCCACAAAUCCUCCUAAGCGGUCAUGGGCAAAUCCUAAAGAAUCUCGCCUCACUGCAAUCAAGUGUAUCAUCAGGGAAACAAAUCUUGUUGUUGCAGGUUACUCUGAUGCAGACUGUGCUGGCAAUGCUGAUGAUAGAAAGAGCACCUCAGGAGGAAGCUUCUAUGUGGGAAAUAAUCUUGUGGCUUGGAUGAGGAGGAAACAAUCUUCGAUUUCCCUCUCCACUCCUGAGGCUGAGUAUAUUGCUGCGGGAAGCUAUUGUACCCAAUUGCUGUGUAGUAUCUCUGUCUUUCAUUCCCAUUGA
Alnus glutinosa is the source of this 525-nucleotide messenger RNA. RefSeq lists its product as uncharacterized. NCBI's taxonomy places the organism in Eukaryota, Viridiplantae, Streptophyta, Magnoliopsida, Fagales, Betulaceae. The transcript is spliced from 4 exons. The record is from RefSeq and is a predicted model, not a curated record. Bases 1 to 525 code for a protein of 174 amino acids.